UAUGUUAUUUAUUUUUUGAAGUAUUGUCAAUAUGUCUUUGAUUGAACUGUAAAGAAAAUGUGCUUCUAGCUUUCUGCCUACCUUCUAAUUUAGCUGGCGCAAACGAUGAGUAAAAUAGCUGGUCUAAUGGGCUUUUGGCUUUCCUACUACGUUCACAUGAAGCAGCCGAAUGGGUCAACUUUAAUUUGUAGUCAUCCUUUGAUAAUGAAAGUUUCAACUUGUAUUCUUCCAGGAGGUAGCUCAGUUAUCAGUGCUGUUUGUAGUCAUCCUAAACACAUGCAAACACAAAAUAGCAUACAUGCAAACACUGUCCUAUUGCUAGAGUUGGUGAUGAAUCUCACACUAACUUCAAGGUGCCUAAGGUGGAGGGGGGAUAGGAUGAGAUGGUGUUUAAAUGGGGACGGUUACAUUGAUGUUCACUCUUUCUACAAGGCUAUUCGAGGUUGGUGUUGCUUGUGCUGGUGUAGUGGGGAAACUGUGAGUCACCUUGUGAUGUUACUUAUGACUUGCAGUGUGAAGUUUUCUCUAUGUUUGGAGUUUAGUGGGUAAUGCCUAUGACAGUUUCAUCCUUUGUAUUUGGGCGGAGGAAUUGGUUUGGAAAGCACUCAGGAAAUUGGAAUUUAGUGCUGUCUUGUUUGAUUCAGUUAGUAUGGAAGAAGCGUAACUCUAGUGCGUUUCAAAAUAUU
Quercus lobata is the source of this 686-nucleotide messenger RNA. RefSeq lists its product as uncharacterized. NCBI's taxonomy places the organism in Eukaryota, Viridiplantae, Streptophyta, Magnoliopsida, Fagales, Fagaceae. The transcript is spliced from 3 exons. The record is from RefSeq and is a predicted model, not a curated record. Bases 106 to 549 code for a protein of 147 amino acids.